Molecule: messenger RNA, 1083 nt
Organism: Aspergillus puulaauensis
Lineage: Eukaryota; Fungi; Ascomycota; Eurotiomycetes; Eurotiales; Aspergillaceae
Product: LLM class flavin-dependent oxidoreductase
Exons: 1
Coding region: 1-1083 (360 amino acids)
Molecular function (GO): oxidoreductase activity, acting on paired donors, with incorporation or reduction of molecular oxygen
Source: RefSeq, a predicted model, not a curated record
AUGCCGACCGAAUUCAUUAGUCUCACGUUUCCAACACAGUCCACGGAGCUCAAGCCGAUCAUCAAUGCUCCGAUUGAGCCGGACUUCCUCGAGCGCUAUGCUCGCAAUCUCGAUGACUACGGGUUCAAUUACACCCUGGUUCCCUAUGACAGCUCCUACUUCGACCCUUGGACUGUUGGCGCCACCAUCGCAGCUCACACCAAAAACCUGAAGAUCAUCAUCGCGCUUCGACCCAACACCUUGUAUCCGACCGUAGCAGCCAAGGCACUGGCAACUCUGGAUCAGCUAAGUUCUGGCCGCGCUGUCGUUCACUUCAUCGCCGGUGGCAGCGAUGUUGAGCAAGCCAGGGAGGGCGACUUCCUGAACAAGGAACAGCGCUACGCCCGGCAAGAGGACUACAUCAAAAUCCUCCGCCGUGCAUGGGAGUCGGAUGAGCCAUUUGACUGGGACAGCCCCUACUAUACCUUCAAACAAUUUAGUAACCGUGUCCGUCCAGUCAACGGCACGAUUCCUGUCUCCGUGGGUGGCUCUUCCGACGACGCCUAUCGCAUUGGCGGCGCCCUAGCCGAUAUCUUCGGGCUCUGGGGCGAACCAUUAAAGGAGACCAAGGAACAGAUUGAUCGUGUCUACGCCGAAGCCGAGAAAGCUGGUCGCACCGACCGGCCUCGCAUCUGGGUGACCUUCCGUCCGAUUGUUGCUGAAACAGACGACCUAGCCUGGGCCAAGGCACACCGCACCCUCGAUGCCUUGCAAACGAACCGUUCUGCUUUCAAUGCCAAAGCUCCCGCCAAUGCUCCUGCCCCGCAAAAUGUCGGCUCCCAGCGCUUGCUUGACAUUGCUUCUCGCGGGGAGGUACACGAUCGCGCCCUGUGGUAUCCAACCGUGACGGCAACAAAUGCCCGUGGCGCAUCUACGGCUCUUGUGGGAUCGUACGAUACUGUUUCACAGUCGAUCCUCGACUACGUUGAUCUGGGGGCGGAUCUGAUCUCCAUCCGAGGGUACGACAAUCUAAACGACGCAAUUGACUACGGGCGCUAUAUCCUACCGCAGGUCCGUGAAGAGUUGCAAAAGCGAGAGAAAUAA